This is a messenger RNA of Gryllus bimaculatus (two-spotted cricket), 495 nucleotides long. NCBI's taxonomy places the organism in Eukaryota, Metazoa, Arthropoda, Insecta, Orthoptera, Gryllidae. The record is from the annotation of a GenBank genome assembly.
GUGGCUGUCAGUAUCUCGAGCAUGAUGGAGAGGAUGUUCAAGCGAGUGGGAUUGCAUAGCGGCAAAAAAGUGGUUGACACGGAAAACGAAGGUAACGUUGAGUGCGAAUCAGUAGAAUGCAGUAAUGUGAUGAGUUCUGCGCCCGGUGACAGGAGCCCGGGAAGCGGUGAUCUGCAGUGGUGCGAUUUAUUGAGCUUCAAGAACGUGUGUGCCGAAGCAGCUGACCGGGAGAGUGCCGGGGGUAGUGAGAAUCAGCUGGGGGGCAGCGAUGAAGCCUCGCGGAGGCCUCGGCGUUUGCGUGUGUUUAAUUUCCCUCACUUAGACACUCAUAUUAUGGAAUUUAAACCACGAGCUAUUACUAGGCGUUUGUGUGGUGGCAGAAAACACGACAAUGAAUUAUACAGGAGCAAUAGCUUUAAGUUCGAGAGAUUCGAGCGCGUCGAUGAAGGAGCAUCUCUUCAGAAACAGAUAUCUGCUACACUACGGAAUUUAUAA